Cucurbita pepo subsp. pepo (vegetable marrow) is the source of this 1943-nucleotide messenger RNA. Its product is annotated as putative lysophospholipase BODYGUARD 3. NCBI's taxonomy places the organism in Eukaryota, Viridiplantae, Streptophyta, Magnoliopsida, Cucurbitales, Cucurbitaceae. The record is from RefSeq and is a predicted model, not a curated record.
GCUAUAUGAUAUCCAUUUGGGGAGGAGAAAUUGCUUGCACUCUUCUCACGGCCCAAAGGGGGAGUUCAACCACCACCUACCCUCUUUUUUCUUUGCCCAACUCAUAGCGUUAAAUGAAACAUUCAAUUCAUUAUUUUCAUCACCUCUCUGCAACACUCUCUGACUAUUCAUAUCUCCUCCAAUUUUAAGAGACACCCAAAAACCAACUCAAAAGAUGAAACAAAUGAAGCAAUUACAGAGACAAAGGUAGCUCCUUUUUAUAUCUCCAAAAGGGUGUUCUCAAAAUGGUGGCAUCCUCAUCUUCAAUGGCCAUAUCAGCCAAAUGGGUGUUGAUUACAAUCGCCCGUUUCUCAAAUGAAGCUCUCAGCUUUUUUCUCUUCUCGCUUCUCGAUGUCAUUGACGUUUUGUUGUGUUUUGUGUACAAAGUGGCUGAUUUCUUCUAUGAGUCUGAAUGGAAGCCUUGUUAUUGUUCUUCUCAUGAUCAAGAGGCCAUUUCAAGUGGCGAUGGGAAUAAGAUUUUGGUGUCGGAAAAGGGCUUGUCAUUGUCCACUAAGCUUAAGCUGGAGGAAGUUUCUGAUACUCUGUAUACUCGUCCUUCUUUGCUCUCGGACCUAUCUAAGGUUACUGUCAAUGAGCUCCGGCGGCUCAAGGUUAAGCCUUUUCUCAUUGGCUCGACGGCGAACGCGGCGGUGAGAUCGACGUUUACUGUGAACUCCACCAUUGUUGAUAUGCUUCAAGAGAAGAUCAAUGGCGGACAGAGUCCUAGGUGGUCGGAAUGUAAUUGUAAACUCUGUUCUUGUUGGUCUUCUUCCUCUAAACAAUCUCUCUUUGUGCGUUCUCAAGGACCCAAAGAUCACCCACAUGAAGACGUAUUGUUCAUCCAUGGCUUCAUUUCUUCCUCUGCUUUUUGGACGGAGACCCUCUUCCCUCACUUCUCGGCGUCAGCCAAAUCGGCAUACAGGCUCCUCGCCGUCGAUUUGCUCGGGUUUGGUCGAAGCCCAAAGCCGGCCAAUUCACUCUACACAUUGAAGGAGCAUGUGGACAUGAUCGAAUCCUCUGUUCUCGAGACCCACAAGGUCAAGUCUUUCCACAUCGUUGCUCAUUCACUCGGCUGCAUUUUGGCCUUGGCUUUAGCCGUUAAGCAUCCUGGGUCAGUCAAGUCGCUAACGCUGCUCGCACCGCCGUACUAUCCGGUGCCAAAAGGGGAGGAGGAGGCGAGCCAAUACGUGAUGCGGAAGGUGGCGCCACGGCGGGUGUGGCCGCCGAUAGCGCUGGGGGCGUCGAUUGCUUGCUGGUAUGAGCAUAUCUCAAGGACGGUGUGCCUACUGAUAUGCAAGAACCAUCGCUUUUGGGAGUUUCUAACCAAACUAAUCACCAGAAACAGGAUAGAGUCGUUUUUGGUUGAAGGAUUUUUCGCCCACACGCACAACGCGGCGUGGCAUACACUGCAUAACGUGAUAUGCGGCACGGGUGGGAAGAUGGAAAGGUAUUUGGACAUAAUCCGAGAGACGGUGAAGUGCGAAGUGAACAUAUUCCACGGCGGCGACGAUGACGUGGUUCCAGUGGAGUGCAGCUACAACCUGAAGGCGCGUGUUCCUAGAGCGCGUGUGAACGUGGUGCAAAACAAAGACCACAUCACUAUCGUCAUGGGAAGACGAAAGGCUUUUGCUAGAGAGCUUGAGGGAAUUUGGCGCAACUCAAAUGCUUAAUAUUUAAAUAAAUUAAGCAAAUAUAUAUAUAUAUAUAAAUAUAUAUUAUUGCUAUUAUUCGUAUAUUUUAAUCGUAAAUUAAAAAUAUAAAUAACCUAAAAAGCAGGUUUAGAAAAGUCCGUAUUUUGUGGGCCCCAAAGCCGUGUGGACGUUUUUGAAAUACCCCAUAACAUAGGGUGUACUUCGAAUUUCAUAUUUUGCUAAUUCAGUAUAAAUAAAUAUAAAUCUAUACUA